Messenger RNA from Macrobrachium nipponense, 2387 nucleotides. Its product is annotated as adhesion G protein-coupled receptor L2-like. The transcript has 9 exons. The coding region runs from base 139 to 1656 and encodes 505 amino acids. The record is from RefSeq and is a predicted model, not a curated record. Lineage: Eukaryota; Metazoa; Arthropoda; Malacostraca; Decapoda; Palaemonidae. Gene Ontology annotation, molecular function: G protein-coupled receptor activity. Gene Ontology annotation, biological process: adenylate cyclase-activating G protein-coupled receptor signaling pathway; cell surface receptor signaling pathway. Gene Ontology annotation, cellular component: plasma membrane.
AAUCAGCCUACAACUUAUUUCAACGACCCCAAUAAAGGAGUUUUUGUGCACCCAGAGUCUAAUCAUACAAGAAUUAUUCUUCCAAGUAAUUUCUACAAAGGCUAUUAGGACCAAAACGAUUAUGUCAAAGUUAUUUUUAUGGCUUUUCAAAAUUUGAACUGCAUAAACAAUUCUCUCCCAUGUUCUCCUGAUGAAGCAAAGUCUGAAGACGAUAUGCAAGCUGCCGCUCAAGUCAACAGUGCCAUCAUUGGUGCUAAAAUUGGUGAUGCCUCAACCUGGUAUGCCUCUGAUGGGAAAAAUGUGGUCAUUCAUUUUGAACAUAUCUACAAUGGCACAGCUUAUAACCUAAGUGGAAGUAGAUGUGCAUGGUGGAAUGUUACUGGAAAUAGUUGGGAGAGCCAAGGUUGCUCUAUAAUUACUACAGACAACCACUCCACUGUUUGUCACUGUGACCAUCUCACCAAUUUGGCAGUCAUUAUGGAUAUUGCCAGUAGACUUCAGAGGGACACGGCAAUAUAUAAAGUAAUGCAGCUGAUAACGAUCGUUGGUUCCAGUGUGUCUAUCUUCAGCUUGCUAUUGUGUAUUCUGUGUUUUGUGCUGUUCAAGAAAACACCACAGGGGAAGAUAUUAGGCCACAACUUCUCCCGCAUGAACCUCUGCAUCUGUCUUCUAUUAGCAAAAGUCGUAAUGUUAGUAGGUCUGGAUGCCACAAAAGACAAACGCGUCUGUACCAUUGUGGCAAUUAUCCUUCACUACUUGUUCCUGGCUAUGCUCGCCUGGAGUGCAACUGAGGCCUAUCAUCUAUACAAGAAUUUCUUCUUGAUAUUCAACAGAGAUGGGUCGAGGAAAAGAACAUUUUUGGUCGUGGGGUACGUGGGACCUCUGUUCAUCGUGAUUGUCACAUUCAUUCUCUCAAAUUAUAAUGGCCAUUGGACACACAAAGGAUAUGGGACGGAUAAAGCGUGCUGGCUGAGCAACAAAUUGAUAUGGGCAUUUGCUGGAGUAGCUCUUCCAGUACUACUGGUGAACGCAUCCUUGUUCGUCCUGACUAUGAAGAAAGCUUGUGAAAAGGGACGCAAAGUGAAUAAAUCUAUCAUUCCAAUGCUCGCAGGAUCCAUUUCGAUAUCUCUCUUCCUCUGCCUCCCCUGGCUGACAGGCUUUUUCUACUUCGCAGAAGGGAGUGAGCCAGUUGCAGUAUUAUUCACAAUUCUCAAUUCAUUUAUUGGAGUUCCCAUGUUCGUCUUCUCCUUUCUUCUGGAUAAUUCAAGGACGGGUCAAGUGAAAAAAACGACGAAGAAGGGGAACAAACAGACCCAAGGAUCUCAGCUAACAAGACUCAACCACCAGAUCGGGGAAAAUGUUUCCAGCAAUUUCGACGUCAAAAGGAGGAAUUUCACAGCGACCACAGGACACAGCACCAGCGUCUCUGUCACUGGUGGAGCAGCGUGGUCAUCAUUCAAUGGUAGUUCGACUCCUUCUUCGGAGCAAACUUACUACGAAAAUUACUCUUUUACCUACGACCCCUGUGAAAACUGUAGUGCUAGUUCAAGGGUGACCGUUUCUUCUAGAACUGAGGAAGAUCGUGUGGUGAUAGCCAUCGUGCAUUCAGGAACAAACAGCCCUGAAGUUCCGUCACAUCAGCGCCAGACGCGAUGAGUCUACCAGACACCGAACCGAACGUAGAAGAUUCCAGCAUUCGCGAAGUCAUAUAAUAUGUCACCGUCGAUAUAGGCGCCCUCGUCUCAAGAGUCUUGCGAUGACGAGGAUGUGGCCGUUGACGCGGGAAUCUUGGCGGGAAAACUAUCUUAUCUUCCGCCUACACCCUACCGUGCUGAAGUUAAGUGUAGCUGUGGCUGGUGAGAAGAACCGAGACUGUUUGGAAAUGCAGAGCAACUCACAGUGGGAAGAACGGCGCUGGUGAAGUGGGAGACGAUAUUUUACUUUAAAGAAUAACACUGGACGACAAACUUGUCGAGUCCGGAAUUUUCACGACAAUCGUAUUUCAAUCUUUCCCGAUUCUUUGUCGGCCAUUAGGCCUAGUUUGAAGGGAAGUCGAUCGAACUUCGCUGGUAGUUUUGAGAAAGAAAGUACAAAACUUCAGAUUGUUCCUGCUGAAACAAGUGUAAAUGAGUAAAUAAAUCAAUCAACUUCCAUGGCCAGUCUUACAUACUUUAAUGUUCAAUGAUUUGUGAAACUUACAAUCAUUGGUUUUGUUCGUUUUCAGUAGCUCAUUGCCGUUUACACGGUUGGAAGAUUUACUUAUUUAUUUUAGAUCAUGGUUGAGGUAUAUAUAUAUUAUUUCUUUAAAAGCUGUUUCAUUACCCAAGUACUUAAGCCCUCCAGCCAUACUAAAGAUUUCAUUUUCUCUUCAGAGAUGCUAUCUCGAA